Molecule: messenger RNA, 3262 nt
Organism: Mucor mucedo
Lineage: Eukaryota; Fungi; Mucoromycota; Mucoromycetes; Mucorales; Mucoraceae
Exons: 6
Coding region: 27-2936 (969 amino acids)
Source: RefSeq, a predicted model, not a curated record
GUUUAUCAUAUACACGUAUUUAAAACAUGCCUCGAAAUAAAACGAGUCCCUCUCAUUCUGAGAUAUUAGCAAUGCGACAAUUUGUCUUACGGUACAUGAAGGCAACAAGACCUCAUGAAGCUGUAAGCGUGAGAGGUCUCUUUGAAUAUGACAAGGAUACUUUUAGGAGUUUUACUUCACCGAAGGAGUCACAGAAAAUGACUUGGUCAAACAGAGUCGAAAGAAAUGCUAUGAAGAUAGGAAGGAGAUUUAAAAGGGAUAUGCCUUCUUGGGACGAUGUAUUGUCAAUUGAAAACGUAAAGAAAAAUAAACCUAUCGUUGUUCCUGCUGAAGAUUUCGAUGAUGAAGAGAUGGAUAUACAAAGAGUUUAUGUUUCCAAACCGAUGCUAUCCCAACCCCCCAUUGCGCAUCAGCAAACUACGGAAUUGGAUGGUUCCGGUGGUAAAUUAUAUAAGGGAAGCUUAAGCGGUCCAGUAAACACAGGUGAUUCCUUUAAUUCCAACAGAGCAUCCGAAGGAGGACCUCUCUUUAUACCAUCUCCCAUCCAAAUACCUCGUUCUAUACGAACCCAACAACAAUCACCUGCAAAAGCAAAGUCUGCUCCCACACAAGUACCAGGAGCUGUAAGCAAAAUACAAGCAUCAUCAACGCACCCAGUCCCAAAAAUGGCACCUACUGGAUCGUUUGACAAGUCCCCAUCUCAUGCAGCAUCAUCUUCCACCUCGAAAAAUGUAAAUAUACCUCCCAAGGCAUCCUCUUCUUCCACAACAAAAAAGGGACCACACACGCUAGCAUCAUCUAAAACUUCAACACAAGAAAAUGGAGCACCUCCAGCAAUAGCAAGAUGUCCGGCUAUUACUGAAUUGCUUUUGAAGAUUUUCAGUAUUCAAAAUUCUCAACGACUGGAGUUACAGAAACAAACCAACGAUGCGUCUAAAAAUCUCAAGGAGAACCCUCCCUCACUGGGUGCACCAUUACCUCCUGUAACAACUAAAAAUCCCAUUGACACAAGCGUAACCGAGAAAGUCCAGAAACCUCAAGACCUUGCACCUAAACCAACCGAAAGCACGGUGAAACCAACCCUUCCAAAGGAAUCCAUCAGCUCAAAGCCCACCACUGAAAGUCGAGCUAUUUGGAUCACAUACAAAGACCAUCAUCCCGACCUGAUCCAUUUACGGGACGCAUCAGAUAACCUCUCUUCGACGCAUGUCAAUGACAGUUCUCUCGAUGAUGGAACACAACGUUUGCCCAUGUUAGAUACCUCAUAUAACCAAUAUCCCGUUGUGGGAAGUCUGCCUACGCCUGGUAUAGAAGAAAAUGACACGAAUGAGGAUGUAUCAGCGACUUUUGAAAUAAAUGCUGCAAAAACGAGCCGAAUACGUGCCGAUGUAUCGCCCGACCCACCAUCGUGUACCGAUGGAUCCAUCAAGAGCAAAUCAUUGCUUUCCAAAUCAAAUAGUAGGCCAGCCUAUGAUGAUUCAAUUUCGCCGUUUCAAAAAAACGCUACUUUGAGCGGACUAAGAAGACAUGCGUCUGAAAGUCAAGAUGCCUAUCCCGUAUAUCGGCACACUGUAUUUGAGCCUAUGAAGGACAUUUUUGUAUAUGCGAAUAAAUCUUCCAGAGACAUCCACUCUAAAGAUCAAUCGACCACACUCAAAAGUGCAUCGAACCCUGUUCUAGAAAGUCAUCCUGUAUUAAGUUCUUCCGAAAUCAAUUCUUUCAUGCCUGAUAAAACGAUGGAUUCAUUACCCCAAAAUCCCGCAGAAAAUAAUUCUAUCUCUACCGAUAAAACGUUCAAAAAAAGCGUACCGGUUGAGAUGAACCCUUGGAAGACCACAGUGGAAGAUUGGUCUGAUCCAACAGAAAACAAUUCUGUGCUUGCUGAUACACCUUCCGUGCCUGCUGAUACACCUUCUGUGCUUGCUGAUACACCUUCCGUGCCUGCUGAUACAUCUUCUGUGCUUGCUGUUGCACCUUCUGUGUGCGUCGAAGCAACUGCUUUAACAAGGGAUAAAAGUCCAUGUAACCUUCCAGAAGACAAUCCUAUGGUUGACGAAAUACUAAACUCGAACAGGUCGCAAAACAAAGCAGCAUUCACCGCCUUCAACAAGAUGAGAAACGUGGUACUUGGCACAACCCAAGCUACUGUUGAUUAUGAGGAUUUAGCCAAGAUUAAAAAAAGAUACAAACAGCAUUGUAAAAAGAACAGAAUUGUGCUCAAGUCAGGCACUGUAGUUGAAGAAGUGAUGGAGUUUGCUGCAGAAAAUAUUCCUCUUGAACAUGCUGUACAUUCGUUUAUCUUUGAUAUAGAAGAUGAUCUUUGGGAUGAUAUAGCUGCCUUUACAGCUAACGACGAAAAAGAUAUUGAGAAUAUGAAACCUAAUGCAUUUCUUGAGAAGGCGGAUGUACCUUUGCACAGUGUUUUUCAACUCUUGAAAGGAAAAACUACUUUUGAUAGCUUAUAUGUUGCCAUCUCUAGUAUCAAGGUGCAUCCUCACAAAUCACCCGCAUUAUACUGGGUUAAAGAAACAUUGAUGAAUGCAUUGCGAUUAUUCACUAACUCUCCCACUAUGUCCAUAUCAGACUUUUCAAAUGUGGGGGAUCUGUUAGAUACCGUUUUCGGAUUUAUUGAAAAAAUCAAGUAUACGGUAGCAGGAUCAUCUGUCAAAGGAAUUUUUAAUCGCGAGUCUGAUGACGAAACGAUCAAUUUAACAUUGAAAUAUAACUCGUUGAGUAUGUUGUAUGCCGAAGCCAAUUUCCAACAGGAGAGAGACAUCUAUGAAUCAAAAUAUCUUGAUGCAAGAUAUCUUAGAAUACCAAAGGUGCUAAAAGACUUCUUAUCCGAGGCAGUGGAUAAGUAUCCUCAAAGUCGCGAAACAAUUAAAACAAUAGGAUUCAUCAUCCAGGGUAAUGUCAAGAGAGUUCUUAAUUCAUAACUAGCCCUAGUUCUAACAACAGGUUUACUGAUAGGAUUCUCAAUGUGCGGAAUAUAUCAAGAAUGCACACAUGGAUCUAUUACUUUAGUCAAGGAAAGUGCUAGACUUUAUUUCCCGGAAUCGUUGACUGAAUUCGUUGUGAAAAUCAAACCCAUUAUUCAUCUUCUUUAUAAUACGAUCCUCAUCUUGGAAAAUAAUAUCCAAGGAUUCGCCAAAGACGAUGAUGAAUAUUCUCUUCGUAAAAGAAAGCAAUCGAUCACUCCAAGCUUCUCACCAAAGAGACCCAGAUUAGUAUAAUUCUUUGUUUUUUUAUUUUACCUCCCGAA